This is a messenger RNA of Megalops cyprinoides (Indo-Pacific tarpon), 2415 nucleotides long. RefSeq names its product ankyrin repeat and SOCS box containing 8 (gene asb8). Gene Ontology annotation, biological process: intracellular signal transduction. The transcript has 4 exons. The record is from RefSeq and is a predicted model, not a curated record. Gene Ontology annotation, molecular function: protein binding. NCBI's taxonomy places the organism in Eukaryota, Metazoa, Chordata, Actinopteri, Elopiformes, Megalopidae. Bases 437 to 1306 code for a protein of 289 amino acids.
AAGAGAAACAUAAACAAAUUAAUGUGCAGUUAAGUUAGUGAUACUUAUCAGACUAUUUUACAGACCUUGCUUAGUCCCUAUAUAGAACUAAAUCAUAAAAAUUUCAAUCACCUUUCUGCACCGAGGACCGAAGCAUGGAGAGCAAAACUGAUCCUAGAUCAGCAUUUACGGAAAAUUUAUGCUCCAGCGAGAGGAGUUGCAGGAGAAAGCAUGGUGGGUAUCCGGUCAAAUACCAUCGAGGAAGAACUCGGGAGGCCAUUUUUAAUUCGGGAGAGUUGCUAUCAUAAGCUUCCCUCAGAGGACGAGCACGCAGAGUCGCCUCAAAGCCGAGGCCGUCUGACGAUUUGAGACCGUGCCAGUUCCGGUCGCCUUGGAUUGGGUGGUGUCAGUUUGGCGCAGUGUCAGCCCGCUUGGUUGGGAUGAUCGUCCAGCCCGCAUGAGUUCUACUAUGUGGUACAUAAUGCAGAGCAUCCAGAGUAAAUAUUCGCUGUCGGAGAGGCUCAUCCGCACCAUUGCCUUCAUUCGCUCUUUUCCGCACGACAAUGUAGAGGACCUUAUUCGAAAGGGUGCAGAUGUUAACCGAAUGCAUGGAACCCUGAAGCCCCUGCAUUGUGCCUGCAUGGUGGCCGAUGCUGACUGCGUGGAGCUGCUUCUAGAGAAAGGGGCAGAGGUGAACGCCUUGGAUGGCUACAAUCGCACAGCGCUGCACUAUGCAGCGGAGAAGGACGAGGGCUGCGUGGAGCUGCUGCUGGAGUAUGGUGCGCAGCCUGACGCCCUGGAUGGCAACAAGGACACCCCGCUGCACUGGGCGGCUUUCAAGGACAACCCCGAGUGCGUGCGGGCGCUGCUGGAGAGCGGUGCCUGCCCCAAUGCGCGGGACUACAACAGUGACACCCCACUCAGCUGGGCUGCCAUGAAGGGCAAUCUGGAGAGUGUGCGCGUGCUGCUGGACUAUGGCGCCCAGGUUCAUGUCACCAACCUGAAGGGGCAGACGCCCAUCUCUCGGCUGGCGGCGCUGUUGGCACGCGGCCUGGGCACAGAGCAGGAGGAGGAGUGCCUGGAGCUGCUGUGCCGUGCCGCGGGCAGGCUGGACAUCCAGCGACCCGACGGAUCUCUGCCACGUGAGCUCAGCCGGGACCCGCAGUUGCUGGCGCGCCUGAGCGCCAUAGCCACCCAGCCACCCUCGCUGCGCUCGCUGGCACGCUGUGCUGUUCGCUACAGCCUAGGCGUCCAGUUCCUGCCCAGCGCCGUCAAGGAGUUGCCACUGCCUGAGUCAGUGCAGGAGUACCUGCUGCUUAAGCACUGAAGGAGGGGAGGAGAAGAGAUGAGUGGAUGUGGUCUAUGAGGAAAGCAGACGGUGUGUGUGUGUGUGUGUGUGUGUACAUACGCAAAUUUUGGUACAUUAUUUUCCAUUUACAUCCACCUGUGUCUGAGUGUGACUAGAACAAUUGCCGAGGUUGCGUGUAUGUGUAUACGCACGUUGUCUCUUUAUUCCUGCCUCCCCCCAUCCUCCUUCAUGUCAGCUGACCUCAGGACAGUGGUCUAAGGAGAAAUCAUUCAUUCAUCUCAUGGAUAAGUGUAUUACAAGGAACCUGGGUCAGCAUAGUUGACUACAAAAAACUACAGGCAGUCAUAUCUGUGAGAAUAUGGCAUUUAUCCAUUGAAAUGCAGCCUGUAAGACAAAUAUUGCUCAUGCUGCAUGAAAAGUAAAGGCUUGCAUCUGCUUGUAAAGUAUGUGUGAAAAUAUUGAUUAAAGAUGUAAUAUAAUGCUUAAGCUGCAUGUGUUUAUGGUGCAAGAUGGGCAAAUAUCCCUUUGGCUUUUAAGUUUGAUAAGUAAUCUUAAAAUUCUAUUGUAUACCCUGUUAAAUGAGCAUAUAAUUUAAAAAGGUUUAUUUCAACAGAGAAAAAGAUGUUUUAUGUUUUGAAGUGGUUUUGUAUCUAUAUCAGUCUAUUUGAGAGCAUAGGCCCGAAGACCUGUGACACAGUUAAUGUGAGAAUACACUCAGUAUGAUAAUCACUUAAAGUAAACAUGACCUAGAUGCACUUGGAGAGAGGGUUGAACUCUUGAAGUCAUCAGUAUUUUCAAAGGGGCGCAGUGGUCUUUUCUGUAAUACUUUGGAUAUUAAAUGGAAAAAUGUGGAAUGAAAACAGAGCAGAUGAGAGAACUUCACAUAGUGCUUGGUAAUAUAUUUUCCAUGGAAUAUUGUAAAAAGAGGAACAAUUGCAUAAUUUUUAUUGCCACAUCUCAUAGUUGUAGAGUGUACUUCAAAGACACGGGGCAAAAGACAAAUGUAUUUCUUGUGUGCUGUUGGUGUUUGUGUUUUACAAGUAGCCUGUGUUUUGGUUGAGCAUACCAAUAAUACUGGCUCUUUUUUCUGAUUGUACAUACCUAAAGUAAUAAAGUGAAAUCAUCCU